GUAGGUGCCAUUCAUUUCUCCACAAAGCGAAGAGCUUUUCAUAGUCUGCAUCUAUCAUAAGCAAAAAAUAAUUUAGGGUUAUUUGAUUAAAAAAGCUUUUUUGAUAUCAUUUAGACAAAAAUAUCCUUAUUAUUUUCUUGUAAAAAUAAUAUUUUCUUUUAAAAUCUACAUGUAAAUACUUAAAAUAGAAAAGAGCAUUUAUGUCAAAAAUAGAUUACUUUUCUAGAAAAAAACAUGGAAAAUGUUAGAUUUCAAAUUUGGGAUUAUUUCAUCCCUUUUAACCAAAUAUUUCAAAAAUUUUGCUUAGAGCAUCGAAGCCAUGACAUUCCGAAUCAGAAAGGCUAGGGUUUCGCUAAAACUGCCCUCUCAUCCCACUCAUUCCCAGUCCCAGGACACAAAUAAUCAGAGACCUGCUCAGGCUGAACCUGUCAUGGAUGGAGGUGAUUGGAAGACUCAUCUUUCUGCUGAUUCACGCCAUAGGAUUGUCAAUAAAAUCAUGGAGACAUUGAAGAGACAUCUUCCUGUUUAUGGACCAGAGGGACUGCAUGAGCUAAGGAAAAUUGCUGAAAGGUUUGAGGAAAAGAUUUAUUCUGCUGCCACAAGCCAGUCUGAUUACCUCCGGAAAAUAUCUUUGAAGAUGCUGACAAUGGAAACAAAAUCUUUUAAUGCUGCAACCAAUUCUCUGCCAUCCAACUCUGCUGGUCACAGCAAGAAAUCCUCUGCUAGGAAAAAAUCCCUCAGAUCCAGACUCUGAGGCUGGAAAAUGGAGUUGGUUGGAAGUUGCAGCUUCAUAGGUCUACUAUGAUUUGGAAAUUUGGAAAUGUAGAAUCCAAUUUACAAACUUGAUCUAUAUUUGCUUGAUGUUUGGAUUUGCUGUUGGAAGCAGCUAUGGAAUGCUUCAGUUUUUACUAAUAAAAAAGGAGAUGGAUGUCUUGUUUCCAGGUUUA
Molecule: messenger RNA, 947 nt
Organism: Vitis vinifera (wine grape)
Lineage: Eukaryota; Viridiplantae; Streptophyta; Magnoliopsida; Vitales; Vitaceae
Product: mediator of RNA polymerase II transcription subunit 15a
Exons: 5
Coding region: 320-754 (144 amino acids)
Biological process (GO): regulation of DNA-templated transcription
Molecular function (GO): chromatin DNA binding; transcription coactivator activity
Source: RefSeq, a predicted model, not a curated record